AUGGAAUCAGAACUUGUAAUAAACCAAGUGCUGGACGAAAUAAAACAGUCAAUCAUUCUAAUUAAUGAAUCUCUUGGAUCGGAAAAGCAUGAUACGUCUUCACUCUCUAAUUUAUCUCUCUCUACAAUCCUGGAUAUUUGUGAUGUACAAAUUGUUAACGAGCUUCCGUUAAUACAAACCAGAACUGAAGAUCUACUGGUAAUUCCCUUUGAGGAUUCUCAGACAAACCUGUCUAUAUCUCAAAGUCAUGAUGGGUCAUCUAAUUACAUUAUUUUAGCCUCCCCAGGCCCCGUCUCUGUUCAGAAUGAUGUUAUUGAAGGUUCGUCUUGGACUUAUUAUAAUGACUGUGAAUCCACAAGUGAAGGAAGUUUUUUAACUGAAAAUGAAGAUGAUGAUGGAACUUCUGACUCUGAGGUAGACAUGAAUGAUCUCGAUCGAAGUUUCAAGAAUAAUUCAAGUUCCAAUUCAGAAAAAAAUGAGGAUUUUUUACAUAAAGGAGGUAAUUGUAGCGGUUUUAUUGAAAGAUUUGGGCGGAGCCACCUCAAUGAUUCCACAAGUGACGAACACUAUAAGGAAGUCUUCCCGAUUUCUUUCAGCUCAAAUAUUCCUUUGCUUUGCGAAUCAUUUACGGAAAAUCAGGAGAACUCCAAAUCAAUCCCGAUAGACUCGGCAAAUAUCCUUAAAAGACAGCUCGUAACAGAAAUUGAUGAAGAUGAAAGAAACUUCAAGAUGGUUAAGUAUGACUCUCAACUUCCAAUUGGAAGAGACAAAGUUUUCUAUUAG
Cryptosporidium ubiquitum is the source of this 783-nucleotide messenger RNA. RefSeq lists its product as uncharacterized. The coding region runs from base 1 to 783 and encodes 260 amino acids. The transcript has a single exon. Lineage: Eukaryota; Apicomplexa; Conoidasida; Eucoccidiorida; Cryptosporidiidae. The record is from RefSeq and is a predicted model, not a curated record.